Molecule: messenger RNA, 1319 nt
Organism: Branchiostoma belcheri (Belcher's lancelet)
Lineage: Eukaryota; Metazoa; Chordata; Leptocardii; Amphioxiformes; Branchiostomatidae
Exons: 1
Coding region: 132-1319 (395 amino acids)
Source: RefSeq, a predicted model, not a curated record
GUGCUGCAUAAAAGUGUGUUUAUCAAUAGGUGAAAAACUUCGUCUUCGUUUUCGUAUAAAAAUUCGUCUUCUUCCGUACAACAAGACCGCCGAAAAGGAGAACUGAUACCCAAGCCUACCCAAGUGGACAAAUGACGACCGACGAUCGCGCCACAAGCCCACCUGGCGCACUGUACAGGUUACUGGGUAUUACAAACGACGCGGCGGAAGAAGAAGUAAUCACAGCUUACAAGGAAAAAGUGAAGACUUAUGAGAAGACGACGAGAGAAACAAAGGAGAAGCGCCUGUUGACCGCAGUACGCCAAAAGUUCUCAGAGGUAGGAAAAGCAUUCUAUGUACUCUCAAACAAAGACCGCCGUCAUAAAUAUGACGAAUCAAAUGUGAUUGAGGAGCCUGCGAAACGAGACAAAAAGGCCAAACCAAACUGUGAAUACUUUGUACAGUACAACGACAACAGUGUAACAGUUCAUAUUCCGUUGGGUUCGGAUAAACAUUGGGUUGAGAGUAUCGAAGCGCACUAUGACGCGCCCAUGGAAAACAAAGGCAGGAAUGGAUACCAAUUGUCUGUGCCCUUUCAUGAUUCCGACCAAAACGAACCUGUCGGUAUGGUUACUUUACAUGUGUAUCACACUUGUAAAAUCCUCGUACAAGGAUCGGCUUGCUACCUUUGGGUCAUGUAUACAUUCAAAGAGUUGAAGAAUCGCCGGUUACCUGAAGAUAGAACAUGCCGGUUACCUGAAGAUAGAACAUGCCGGUUAUCUGAAGAUAGAACAUGCCGGUUACCUGAACAUAGAACAUUCGAACAUUCGACGGCCACCGAGGAACCUGAUGUACGAUGUGAGGACAUCGUGUGUAACAAGUGUAAACGUCCCGGCCCUGAAGAUGAAGGUGUGAUACAAUGCAACUCAUGUCAAAAGUGGCUCCACUAUUCUUGCACGAAUGUUCACGCGUUCCUCCUUCACGAACUCAUCAAAGACGAGGAAAGUGAAUUUGUUUGCAAUGAUUGUACACUUGCCACUUUCGCUAAACCAGUAUCACCAUGCCAAGACUCGCUUGAAGAAACUAUUCCAAAGCAGACUGUCAAAGAAUCUGCCUCAGCGAAAGCCGAUGGUAAUAAUAACAAUGACGACAAUGACAAACUACAGUCCCUUCAAUGCAGUGUGGAUAAGAUUGAGGCCAUCUUAACCAGCAGGAUCGCAAACGAGAACAACAAGUUCGACGCUUUGUCGAUGCGUCUUUCUUACCUUGAAGCCGCGUUGUCUAAAACAAAGGAAGCACCCGACGAGAAAAGGCAAAAGAGAAUGACAUCGAAGUGUUAA